UUUGCCUUGUGGAAAACAUCGUGGAUUCCCUUGCGCUCGCUCCCUCUUCAAAGAAAUUAUCCCAAAUGGCCACUUUGGCAGCAGUUGCAGCUCGUAGAGUAGCCACUCUAGCUCGGACACGGGCUCCAUCUCAAGCCGCUUCUCUCAUUCCUCGCCGUGGUCUUGCCGGCGCUGCGGAUCACCAUGGACCUCCGAAGGUUUAUUUUUGGCAAGAUCCAAUGAAUCCAGCUAAAUGGAAAGAAGAACAUUUCGUUAUAGUCUCUUUAACUGGAUGGGGUCUGCUUUUCUUUAGUGGAUACAAGUUCUUCACUAAAGGCAAGAAGGAAGAGAAUGCUGUGGAAACAACACACUAAAGAGGUUGGAGCUUUUAUUUUGCUAUAUUCUUUUACAAUAUUUCAAGUAAUAAUUUGAGUCCUUAACAUUCAUGUCCUUGUAUGUUUUUGCUUCAUUUUAUUGGCAAAUCAUUUGGUUUUCUUGUU
This is a messenger RNA of Hibiscus syriacus, 479 nucleotides long. RefSeq lists its product as uncharacterized. The transcript has 4 exons. Lineage: Eukaryota; Viridiplantae; Streptophyta; Magnoliopsida; Malvales; Malvaceae. Bases 66 to 353 code for a protein of 95 amino acids. The record is from RefSeq and is a predicted model, not a curated record.